Jatropha curcas is the source of this 1331-nucleotide messenger RNA. Its product is annotated as SNARE associated Golgi protein family. The record is from RefSeq and is a predicted model, not a curated record. Lineage: Eukaryota; Viridiplantae; Streptophyta; Magnoliopsida; Malpighiales; Euphorbiaceae.
ACAUCACACCAGCGACAUUUUUACAUGGCAAACUCUCCAGUUUCCACAACAACAAAAACAAAAACAAAAACAAAAUCAACAAUCAGAGCUACUUCUAGUGGCUCUCAUUAUCCUACCCCCUCUUCUUGCCGCUUAAAAUGCGUACCCUUCUUACCCUUAGACCGCUAUCAUCAUCACCACCACCUCCGCCAUGUCUAACGUCCAAUUUCCACUUUUCUCCUUCUUCUUGCACUUCAUUUCUUUAUAGUUUCAGACCCAACAGGCGUUUUCACUUUCUUAGUCCUUGUUCUUCUCUUAAACAGUCUAAGAAACAACAGACUCUUCAAAAAACCAAUGCUCCUCAAAGCUUGAGGUGGUUCCUGAAUCCUAAAGGUGGUGGUAGUGGUGAUGAUGAUGAGAAGAUUAAAGGUGAUGGUGGUGAAGGACUGGAAGGGGAUACUGCUGUUAAGGGUACCAUUUUGGCAGGAGUCCUGUUGGUUGGUGUUGUUGGUGGGUUUGCGGCCGUUGGUUAUAUUUACAAGGACCAGAUCAAUGCUUUCUUGAAUCAGUUUUCGGGGUUUAUUGAAGGUUAUGGACCAGUUGGAUAUGCUUUAUUUGUAGCAGUAUAUGCAGGAUUGGAAAUACUCGCAAUUCCGGCAAUUCCUCUUACCAUGUCGGCAGGUCUUCUUUUUGGCUCUUUAAUUGGCACCAUUAUUGUCUCUAUAAGUGGAACAGUUGCUGCAAGUGUUGCCUUUCUAAUUGCAAGAUAUUUUGCCCGUGAGCGCAUUCUUAAGCUGGUUGAAGGAAAUAAAAAGUUUCUUGCCAUUGACAAAGCAAUUGGUGAAAAUGGAUUUAAAGUUGUCACCCUUCUUCGAUUGAGCCCUUUACUUCCAUUUUCCCUGGGCAAUUAUUUGUAUGGAUUGACAUCUGUUAAGUUCAUCCCGUAUGUUUUGGGAAGCUGGUUGGGGAUGCUUCCAGGGACAUGGGCUUAUGUGAGUGCUGGGGCAUUUGGCCGUGCAAUUAUUCAAGAUGAAUCGGAUAUUGGAUUAACCGGAGGAAACAAUUCACUGUUGACUCUUGGGCUGGGAUUGUUGGCGACAGGAUUGGCUGCAGCAUACGUGACAAGGCUUGCUAAGGAUGCUGUAAAAGAUAUUGAGUAGAAUCAAGAAAAUAGGCUUUACCAUGUAAUGUAAUUGAAGUUGUAACAUUAAUGUAAAUUGAUUUUGUAUCAUUUAUGAGCCCAAAUCAUAUAGGAAAACACCGCUUUCCCUCUUUUCCCCUCCCUGUAAAUUGGGGAUCUUUAGUUCUUAAUUAUAUAUAGUUAAAUAUUACAACUUUUUAGUUUAUAGUUA